CGACGACGAUGACGACGACGACGGCGAUGAUGACGACGAUGACGACGACAACGACGACGAAAGCUAGUCUUAAUGAAUAAGAACCGCCGCAUCAAGCGAAAAUUGAAUCGAAUGUUGGCACGAAAAUAUAUAUCAGGAACAAAAUAUCGAACGUGUGAUCUAGCAUCUAGAUAAGUUGGCAUUCGUUUUUCAAAGUUGACUCCCUUUUUAAUUUCAUUUCUUUCUCUCAUCUAUAAACUACACGAUAGUAUAUAUAAUUUCGAAGCGAACGAUGCAUAAUGACGAGCGGCGUGACUACUAAGUUCGAUCCGGAUUGGGUAAGAAUGGUGGAGUUGCGUGCGACUGGUGCCAGGAUGGCUGGAAAUCUAGACACCAGAUCAUCAAAUCGUCUGCACUAUGCCAUCUUGACGAUCCUGGAUACGAUAUUUUCCGCGCUCGUAGCUGCGCCGGCGGUGGUUGGUUACUGGCGCGGCACUUGGGAACUCAGCGAUUUCUAUGUCUACCCGGAUGAGCCAGUGUUGAGCAGCUUCGCGUCGAUCACAAUCGGCUUCACUGGCCUCUUUGCCUUCAACGUGCUGCAACAUGGCUUGAAUGACAUUCUGCAUCCAGAUAAGCAUCGGUUGUCCUACUAUCUCGGCUCACGAAUCUACACCGGCGUGUUUGGUUUUUGCUGCGUGAACGCUUGGCGCGGUGCCUGGAAGGCCCUGGACAUUUAUACGGAGCUGAUGCCCGGCACAGUUUUUGCCACAACUAUCGUUAGUCUCCUCGCGCUCGGCAUCAUGCGCGCAGUUCGUAAUGUAUCCGCGCCGCCGUUUUCUCUUGUUCUUGACUCGUGUCCGGGUUACUUUGAAGUGCAGACUAUGUUUCGCGUCAACAAUACGAGGGACUGGUCGUUGUACUUACUGGAUUGUGCCUUUAGCGUUGGUGUCGUGGGUACGUUGGUUGUCUUCGUCUGGAGAGGAGUUUGGAUUUUGAUCGACAUUUACCUAUUUCCAGAAAACCCUGAGUAUUCUGCUCUUGGCUCACUGGCUAUCGGGUAUUUUAUAGUCCUCGUGACGUUUUGCCUACAACCGUUGAUGCGAUAUAUCUGCGCGCGUCUUCAGGGUCUGGUUCGCUUGAUGGUCGCGGAUGUUUUUCUUUUUCUGAGCUUUCUGGGGACUGUCAACGUCUGGCGCGGCAUAUGGAACGCGUUGGAUCUCUGGCUGCUGCCGGACAAUCCGGAAUUGUCCUGUUGGAUCACUCACGUUGGCUGCUUCGUUUUUCUCGUCCUUCUCAAUUGUAGCAAUACUAUCCUAGUUCGUGGCGUUUACAUCGAUGCCGAGGAAGAAAAAGGACAAUGCGUUGUGUUUCCAUGCCAUUAUCUUCGUUUAUUCUUUAAGAUUGAACGCGAGAAGAAGCAAGCGCGACAACAGAAGCUGUUGGUAGAUCAUUCUGAUGUAAAUGAAAAGGACAAUGAAAAUGGAACUCUCCUACCGAACACGGUAUCAAUUAUACCUGUGAAUGCAGAUUCUCUUGCAUAAAAGCGAUAUACGACAAGUCGUUUUUAUCACGAAUAGAUCUGUGUUCCAAAAUUUACU
Atta colombica is the source of this 1577-nucleotide messenger RNA. RefSeq lists its product as uncharacterized. Lineage: Eukaryota; Metazoa; Arthropoda; Insecta; Hymenoptera; Formicidae. Gene Ontology annotation, biological process: clustering of voltage-gated calcium channels; neuromuscular synaptic transmission; neuron-neuron synaptic transmission. The coding region runs from base 279 to 1520 and encodes 413 amino acids. The transcript has 4 exons. The record is from RefSeq and is a predicted model, not a curated record. Gene Ontology annotation, cellular component: presynaptic membrane.